AUGCGGACGGACGGGCGGACAGACCGCGGCCUGGGAGGGCCCAGGGGGCGGGCUGGGGGUGUGCUGCGGGAGCGAGGCGGCCCGGGGGUCGCUGAUUGGCUGGCGGGCGGGAUUCCGGCGUCCGGGGGCGGACGGGAGACGCCCGGCCCGUCUACCCGCCCCGGGGCGCGUCUGCUCCGACGGGCGGGGCGACCAGAGCCAGAGAGGGAGAGGGAAACCCGCCCAGGCCCUGCGACGUGCCCUGGGCGCUCCGCCCUGGGACUCAGGACCCCCACCCCAGCCCCUCCUCCCUCAGACCCCCCGGUCGGACCUGAGCCUCCUUUCUGUCCUCUCCCUCCCUCAGGUGUUUGCUGCCUGGUCCUGGUCGCGCUGAGCCUGUGGCCAGGUAGAGCUGCUGCCCCGGGGCCACCUCCUGGCCCCCCACGGGCCUCCCCAGACCCUCGGGCUGAGCUGGACAGCGCCGUCCUCCUGACCCGCUCUCUCCUGGCGGACACUCGGCAGCUGGCCGCACAGCUGAGAGACAAAUUCCCAGCUGACGGAGACCACAACCUGGAUUCCCUCCCCACCUUGGCCAUGAGUGCGGGGGCGCUGGGAGCCCUGCAGCUCCCGGGAGUGCUGACACGGCUGCGGGCAGACCUGUUCUCCUACCUGAGGCAUGUGCAGUGGCUGCGCCGGGCAGGAGGCCCUUCCCUGCGGACCCUGGAGCCCGAUCUAGGCGCCCUGCAGGCCCGGUUGGACCGGCUGCUGCGCCGGCUGCAGCUCCUGAUGUCCCGCCUGGCCCUGCCCCAGGCGCCCCCAGACCCACCGGCACCCGCCCUGGCUCCCCCGGCCUCACCCUGGGGAGGCGUCCGGGCGGCCCAUGCCAUCCUUGGGGGGCUGCACCUGACGCUCGACUGGGCUGUGCGGGGCUUGCUACUGCUGAAGACUCGGCUGUGACCCGCCACGCGCCACCGAGAGCCACCAGCGCCCUUCAAAGCCAGACCUUAUUUAUUUAUUUAUUUCGGGACUGGGGGCGUGGCAGCCAGAGGACUCCGCCCUCACCAUUGUCUCCCUCUAGUUAGAGACGAUCCCUCCAGGAGACCUGGGCAGGGGGGCAUCUGUGCCUUAUUUAUACUUAUUUAUUUAAGGGGGUGGGUGGGAGGCAGGUGGACUCGGGGGUCCCUGAGGAGGAGGGAACUGGGGUCCCGGAUUCUUGGAUCUCUAAGAAGUCUGGCCACAGUGUCUCCCUGACCCCCACCCCUCUCGGCUUGGGCAGGAGCAUCUAUUAUUUAUUAAACAAUUACUUUCUGUGUUGGGGUGGGGAGGGAGGGGAAAAGGAGGCCUGGGUUUUUGUUCAAAAAUCUGAGAACCUUUGUGAGAUAGAGAAGAGGGAAUUAAAUUUGUCAUACACACCCA
This is a messenger RNA of Orcinus orca (killer whale), 1395 nucleotides long. RefSeq names its product interleukin 11 (gene IL11). The transcript has 5 exons. Gene Ontology annotation, cellular component: cytoplasm. NCBI's taxonomy places the organism in Eukaryota, Metazoa, Chordata, Mammalia, Artiodactyla, Delphinidae. Gene Ontology annotation, molecular function: growth factor activity; cytokine activity. The record is from RefSeq and is a predicted model, not a curated record. Bases 1 to 936 code for a protein of 311 amino acids. Gene Ontology annotation, biological process: positive regulation of MAPK cascade; positive regulation of cell population proliferation.